Molecule: messenger RNA, 4303 nt
Organism: Amoebophrya sp. A120
Lineage: Eukaryota; Dinophyceae; Syndiniales; Amoebophryaceae
Source: the annotation of a GenBank genome assembly
CUGAUAAGGAUGAUACCACACUGCAGACCACAGCCGCCGCUGUCGUCUUAUUUGGCCUUGUUUCGUCUGGGUCGAAAUCGAGAUAAUCGUGCCGUCUUGAUAUCCCAAUUUUUCAGGUGGAUCGUUUUGCAUAGAUCCGUUUCGGUAUUGACUCCAACCCGUAAGUAUUCCACCCUUCUUCCUAAGAAGAUGCCACCCGCAUCGUAUUUUUUUUGAAAAGCACCACUUCAUAUUCAAAUUAACUCAGCAUGGCACCCUGGCAGGGGGGUUCUUCGUUCGAGGGUCCGGCGGCGGAGGACGAGGAUGUCAGCCUCGGUUUUGAUAACCCCGCCGCGGAGCCCAUAAUCAGCCAGAAGGAGAGAACGUCGACGGACAGCAACUUUAUUGAGGAGGACGACGUGUCCAUUCUCAACUCAGAGGCCGCCAUUGUGGAUUUGGAGGGCCAAGAUUUGAUUUUUUCCUUCCUCGAAGUCACGUAUGGUUUCAUCCUCCGCCCUUGCGCCGUUGCGUCCGAACAUGUGUUUUCUCAGAAAGCGCGGCGGAACUACAACCAGCUGCUGGUGUACAUGAGCAAGGCCUUCGGCCACAACGUCCCGGCGGAAUUCCAAGAAUGCGUAGACACCGAGACGAUGAACGUGCAAAGGAAACUUCGGAAUCAAAGCAUGUACUACAAUUAGAUACUUCAGAUUUGCGCCGCUCACCUUCUUGUUGGCUGGACAGUUACUUUUUCAAUCGUUCUGAAUCUGAUCCUAGACAGAGUUCGUAGUUUUUCAGUACAGCAUGACCACGGAAAAUCAGUAACACAUCAAUCAAAAAUCUAUGCUAAAACAAAAACAGGCUCUACGUGCCCCGGCUUCUUCCGAACGCGGUGAUCUGUGACGCCAAGCCGCAGUUCAGCUCCGAACAGCUCCACGACGAGGUUCUCCCUCUAACCGUGUAUUCCACGAACUACACCGGUGAGAUCAACAGCAAGCCCUUGUUGAAGAAGCGAAAAUGCUGCACCGUCGGGAUGUCGCACAUAUUGGACUACGUCCAGGUGUUGUCUUUCGCGUGGUGGCGACAGCGCAACCCGUUCGGGAAAAUGCUGUUCGGCUUGGUCUCCGCGUUGCUCUUUUCCGGCCUACUCUACGGCUUCAUCGUCCAGUUUCGCGACUGGAAGUGGCCCGACUAUGGGCAGGUGCACUUCUUCGUGUUCUGGUACACGAUCUUUCUCGGCCUCUGCACCUUACACUUCGGCGUCUUCAACCUGCAGUUUUCCAAGGACCGCUCGCUGUUCAUCAACCAGCUGCUGUAUCUGUACUCGCAGCAGUGGGAACACUUUCUGCACGACCGGGUGUUGGAGAAAAAGAAGCAAGAAGAGGAGCGGAAGCAGAGGCAGCAGCGACUUGCGCGGGCUUUACCAAACUCCCCGAAUGAUGGAGGUGCGGAUAGUAAAAUGAACUCCAGCACGCAAUCGCCGUUCUCGACCGGUGUGGACAGCCACAGCACCACGACCGGGUCUGCUGGUGUCCGCGAACCGCUGCAGUCCGCGUUUCAGCGUAGCUACGAGUCGCCGGAAACUUCUCCGGGCAUGACCACGCGACUGCUCGCGGCCACGGGGAGCUACGGCACGACUGGAACAACCGAAGAGGAGCUUGCGAACCCCGCUUUGCCGGUAAACACAGCAACAAGUGCAUCAAUACCUGGUGCGAACAGCACUUCUGUGACCACUACUGCGCAAACUAUGUUCGGACAGCAAUUAUCGAGCGCUGACGUCACAAAGGAGCUCGAGAGACCCUCUUCCUUUAACUUCUCGCUCACCCCCCGCGCAUUCAACCGCGCCACCGCGAACAACCAGAAAGCGCAGCUGAGAGCAGCCGGGUCGCCCGCACCGGCGGAGAAGCUGUACGGCACCUACCGCGGGCCGUUUCUGACCACAGUCGGUUCACUGCCAUCGGACGAGCAAAACUGGUUCCAGGAUCAUUUGUACACAUCCCCAGAAAUCCAGCGCCAAAAUUGGGACUUCGUCCAAACCCUCCGUCGGUCCAGCGGCUGUUGGGCCGUGUUGAUUGGGUACAGCUUUCUGAUCUUCGUCACCAUGUGCAGCAUCAGCCUGGCGCACUGGUCCAACCCGGGCGUGCUCCCCAUCGGGGCGCCGAGCGCGAGGAAUAUGUUCGGCCUAUCGGAGUUACAACCCGCAAAGGACGUCGCAGCCGCCGCUGCGAGUUCUACAGACCCGCUCACCGCGACCACCACGGCCGCGCCCGAGCUGCAGAACAUCUGGAACGUGGACCCGGAGCGCGACGGGUUCGACCCGAACAAGUCCGAGGGGGUCACGGACAAGGAACGCGAGGCGCAGGCGAAAUUCGAGGAGAACGUGAAGAAACACAUCCAGGGUGCCGCGCCGGGCGAGGGAUUGCGGUGGUGCCGGGAGACCAUGCAGUACCUGCCGGACAACGCACACUACUGUAGCUACGACAAGUUCGUCGUGCUCGGGAGAGACCACCACUGCCCGUGGGUGGGAAAUUGCGUCGGGUUCGGAAACUACAAGUUCUUCAUUUUGUUCCUCUUCUGGUACUGGAUCAUGGCCGUCGUCGGGUUUUUCAUCAACAUAAGAGGUAUCACAGGCUUUUUGCUUUGCAAUGCUUUUAUUUCGCUCUCUUUCCAUUCACUCCUGGUGGUCCAAGCAAAAAGAAAAACGUGUAUUGAUGUCGCGAUUUGGAUCUCUCCUCUCGUGUUUCUAGUUAUGCCAACCGCCCCUGUCUACUCUAGGUCUAGCCUCUAACUAUCUAAAGAGUGUGCGUGUCUUCGUGUUACUACAAACGCACUUCCAGAUGUUGUAGCGUCGAUAAAAACGAAUACGGAAAACAAAAACUACAGCCAUCGCGUUCUAUCUUUUGUCCGACGUGUGUGGUGACACGAUUUUCCGCCAGCGCGGCCCUGCGUUAACCAACUUCGUUGCGGAGCAGUUUCCGCAAGGGCAUUCGGAGUGGGAGUACGUCCGUGUCCUGCUGUUUUUUGUCGUGAAGCGCAAUCGCUACACCGACGAACUCGACUGGUCCGACGAGUCUUGGGGAACAAAUUCUUCGCGCAGCGAGUGCAAGGCCGUAACGUCCGAAUCCGAAGAGGAUAUGAGAAACGCCAACUCAAGUGGAGCAGGUAAAAAAAUUAGCAAUGAUGUUUCACACUCGUGCUUUGUGUGUAAUUUUUCGAAGCACUUUUGGUUCUUCUUGGCAUGUCAUUGGCGUGCCAGGCCUAGGGCUAGGAUAGAAAAUCUGUAUCUCACUGCAAAGCGGAAACGUGACUCACUACAACAAAACAGCUGUAGUUUCCAAGUCCCCGGCGCGACCUGCGAACGUCCCCCAACUCCAGAACCUGGAGCAGAUGAAUAAGAAGCACCUGUCGGAGCUCUCUUUGAAAACGAGAAGGUACAACCGCAGCUUUAUGCAGCGGAAGUACGGUUGGAAUUUCGUCCGCUACUACCUCUCCGGCGUGUUUUUCAAUCUUUCCGACGUGCGGAUCUUCGCCCUGUGGAUGGGGCUGGUGUGGUACGGCUUCUGCGUGGGAUUCGUGUUCCUCGUCGGACAACACCAGCUCGCGCAGUUUACCAAGGGAAAGAUGCUGGGCUCCUGGGACAAGUUUGCCCCGGACGAGCACAACACGCUGUACCAGAACACCUGCCGGUGGCUCGGCGCCAACCCCUUGCUGUGGUUCAUGCCCAUCCCGGGCACCGGGAAUCCGCACAACGGGUGGUAUGAGCCCGGUGCGGACCAGUGGAACGGCCGAUAAACCGACCGGGUGCUUUGACAUCGAGAUUUUUUUACAAAAAAAUAUAAACACUUGUACCAGCCGCAUGUACUAGUCCAUCAUGAUACACGUUCGAGCCGCACCGAUACUAUGUGACGGGUGCAAUGUAGUUGUUGAGAUAUUUCGAAUGUACUAGGCGUUGGCCCACCGAGUUUAUUUUUCAAGCCACACGUACUGCUUACUUGAUAAAUCAAUUACAACAUCAAUUUCUCAACACGAGCACACCCGCAUUUCUUCUUGACGUGUACUUUCUGUUUCCAUGAACAAAAGAUGCGAAUGACCUUGUACAUAGUGUUGUGCGCCGUGUCGUCGUGCACUUAUCAAAAUUAAACGAUAUUGGUCUCUGCAUGUACAACUAUUUCACUUCCCGAUUCUAUGAUGUAAAAAUAAAAUUUGUUUCCGAUGCUUCUGUUUGUAAAGAAUUUCGCUGAGACUGAGUCAAAAAUUGGAUAAACCCGUGUACAACUACUCGCUUUUUGAUCGCUGUCCUUGACUGACAAGUUUCCACAAUAUCCUG